Prosopis cineraria is the source of this 1984-nucleotide messenger RNA. Its product is annotated as MLO-like protein 12. Lineage: Eukaryota; Viridiplantae; Streptophyta; Magnoliopsida; Fabales; Fabaceae. The record is from RefSeq and is a predicted model, not a curated record. Gene Ontology annotation, cellular component: membrane. Gene Ontology annotation, biological process: defense response. Bases 111 to 1826 code for a protein of 571 amino acids. The transcript is spliced from 15 exons.
CCCAUCAUCCAACGUCAUCUCGUCACCCCCUGUACAGUCGUCCUGUCCCUCCACAUCUCUCCUCGAUCUUGUGUCUUGCAGAGAUCAGCAGAGACGACAACACUCGCGAGAUGACUCAAGUUGAAGAGCAAACCUUGGAGAAAACACCAACAUGGGCAGUUGCUGUUGUCUGCUUCGUCUUGCUCGCUAUUUCCAUUGCCAUUGAACAUCUUAUCCAUGUUGUUGGACAUUGGUUCAAGAAGAAAAACAAAAGGGCUCUUUAUGAAGCGCUAGAAAAGGUUAAAGGAGAGCUGAUGCUGCUGGGGUUCAUAUCACUACUGCUGACGGUGUUUCAAGACACCAUUGCCGGUAUCUGCAUAUCAGAACAAGUUGCUGCCACUUGGCAUCCUUGUGCUGUUCCGAAGACGAAUCAAGCCCAAUCUGAUUCUGAGGAUUCUGACGACACCAAUUCUCGCAAGCUUCUCCAGUUUCUUGACCCCUCACCCCGACGAGUUCUCGCCACAAAAGGAUACGAUAAAUGCGCCGACAAGGGCAAACGUGCUUUUGUUUCUGCUUAUGGCAUCCACCAACUUCAUAUAUUCAUCUUUGUGCUGGCCAUUUUUCAUGUCCUUCAGUGUAUCAUCACGCUUACUUUGGGCAGAACUAAGAUGAAAAAAUGGAAGACCUGGGAAGAUGAAACCAAGACCCUUCAAUAUCAAUUCUAUAACGAUCCUGAGAGGUUCAGGUUUACGAGGGAGACGACAUUUGGAAGAAGGCAUAUGAAUAUCUGGACUCGUUCUCCCAUUUCACUGUGGAUUGUCUGCUUCUUUAGACAGUUCUUCGGAUCAGUUACAAAGGUUGAUUACAUGGCACUAAGGCAUGGAUUUAUCAUUGCUCAUUUGGCCCCCGGAAGCGAAUCAAAAUUCGAUUUCCAGAAGUACAUUAAUAGAUCACUUGAGGAGGACUUCAAAGUUGUGGUGGGAAUAAGUCCCAUCAUAUGGUUUUCCGCAGUGCUGUUCCUGCUGACAAACACCAACGGAUGGCAUGCUCAUUUGUGGCUUCCAUUUAUCCCAUUGAUUAUAAUCUUACUGGUUGGCGCCAAGCUUCAAAUGAUUAUAACAAAGAUGGCAUUGAGGAUUCAAGAAAGGGGGGAUGUGGUGAAGGGUGCACCAGUGGUUGAACCGGGGGAUCACCUGUUCUGGUUCAACCGCCCACGUCUUCUCCUCUUUUUGAUUCAUCUUGUUCUCUUUCAGAAUGCAUUUGAACUCGCAUUUUUUGCUUGGAGUACCUAUGAAUUCUCAAUAGACUCUUGCUUCCACCGAGGCACUGCGGCUAUUGUCAUUAGACUUACAGUGGGGGUUGUCAUUCAAGUUCUGUGCAGCUAUGUGACCCUGCCUCUUUACGCUCUAGUCACCCAGAUGGGUUCAAGCAUGAAGCCAACCAUUUUCAACGAGAGAGUAGCAACCGCACUGAAGAACUGGCACCACGCCGCCAGGAAGAACGUGAAAGAAAGCAAGCACUCGUUGUUAUCAGAGUCAGUGACUCCAUUCUCAAGCAGACCAGCCACCCCAACCCAUGGCAUGUCUCCGGUUCAUCUUCUGCGCAACCACCCUUUGAGAAGCACUGAAAGUGCCCACACUUCUCCCAGGGCUUCUUCUUCGAGCUAUCAUGACAACGACCAUUGGGACAUUGAAGCUUCAUCGCCCUCCCCUACCCGCUACCCCGACGAUCAGGCCGUUUCGGAGCCCACCGGUACUGCUUCUAAUUUCCCCCCACCGCCUCAACAUGAGAUUACCAUCGCCUUAUCUGACUUUUCUUUUGACAAGCGUCAUAUGGAUAGAGACUAACCCACCAACGUCUAUAUACCUGUAAAAUCCAUGCAUGCCCUGCUGUAUCUCAACAUGAAGGGGCGUUUCAAAUUUCUUGUAAAACUUUUUUUGAUCCGUGUACAUCAUCAAGGAUCGAGCUUCCUUGCCUUCAAUUUGUGGCUGAAGAUUUCUUGGGA